Molecule: messenger RNA, 349 nt
Organism: Staurois parvus
Lineage: Eukaryota; Metazoa; Chordata; Amphibia; Anura; Ranidae
Source: the annotation of a GenBank genome assembly
ACUAAAUAUGUGGUACAUAUAAGGAUUUUUAGCUUAACCGCUUCCUGUCCGGCCCAUGUAUAUAAACGGCCAGACAGGAGCAUUGCAGGAACAGGUGGCUGUUUAUAAAUGUCCUCCUCGCUCCCCGCCUGUGCGCGCUCCCUGGGAGCACGUGGCACCGUGAUCCGGUGCCCGCUGUGUGAGGUCCCAAUCAUUGAUCACAUGAAUAUUAGUAAGCAAGAUGUCACUUCGACAUCAUUGCUUACUACUAGUGAAAUCUAUGAAUGAUCACAGAGGUCACAUGGUACAAGGCUAUUCACAACAGCCUUGUACCAUGUGACAAUCUGUGACCAAUCACAGCUCACACAGU